Molecule: messenger RNA, 648 nt
Organism: Rotaria sp. Silwood1
Lineage: Eukaryota; Metazoa; Rotifera; Eurotatoria; Philodinida; Philodinidae
Source: the annotation of a GenBank genome assembly
AUGAUUGCUAGUACAUUAACACGUAAUUCAGUUAAUCCUGUAUGGCUUAAUGCAAAUACAACAUUAACUAAUUAUCAUCAAUCAUAUUCAACAAUUAAAAAAGAAGCUGCAACACAAACAUAUAGAAUUUAUUAUCCAACUGAAAAAGAAUUGAAAGAAUAUCAUCCAAUAUUAACAUCUACAAGUCCAGGAAAAGGAUAUUGGCGACAACAGUUAGAUCAUAUUUGUGCUCAUUUAAAAACUUAUGCAGUUAAUCGACCAGAUUUUCAAUCAUUGAUUGGUGAAUCACGUAUGGGUAAUAUGAUUCAUGCAACUGUACAUGAAAAUGAAUAUCAAGUAACUAUACAAACAGUAUUUCGUAAACCAGAAAAUCUUUCACAAUCACCAUUUUUUAUUAAUGAAACAAAUGAAUAUUAUCCAAUAAAUAGUGAACGAAGUUCACCAUAUUCAAAUACAAUUUAUUCUGAUAAUGAAUAUCCAAGAGAAAAAUCACAACGAACAAAAGUAAAACAUCGUAAUAAAAAACGACCACAAUCAGCUAAUACUAUUACAAAAAAUAUUGAGAGUUCAACUCAUGCAUUAAUUCGAUUAUUUGAAAAAAAAAUAAUAAUUAUAAUAAAAAAUCAUUACAUCAAAUCGAUAUAUUAA